CUUCACCGUGGUCAGUUCACUGAAAAUGGCACAUUUGGCGGUUCUUAUCAUCCUGGGGUUGCUCCAGUAUACUCAGCAGCUACCGACCGAACAAGUGCAGGUCAAGCAGGGAAGUGAAGUGGAUCCAGCGAGGGAGCUGAACUUGGAUCUUCUACCAAGUACCACAUGUGGCCGCUACAUCCAGAACCGGAUCGUGGGCGGACAAAACGCCUCCCUGAUGGAGUUCCCCUGGAUGGCGCUGUUGGGCUAUGUUGGACCAGCGGGGACAGACCUGCACUGCAUGGGAACGCUAAUCAGCGCGCGUUACGUUCUGACGGGAGCAACUUGCGUGUUUAGGAAAGUGCCAAAUUUCGUUCGAUUGGGCGAGCACACCAUCGGCCCAGAUAAGGAUUGCAACGUGAACGACGCAAGCGACUGUGCUCCACCAGUGCAGGAUCUUGACAUUGAGUACAUUGUACGCCACCAGAGUUACAAUCUGCGCCCGAAUCAGAAUGAUAUAGCGUUGAUUCGACUAAAGGAGGAGGUCACAUUCGAAGAUCACAUCCAACCUGUCUGCCUCCCGGUGACAUCGGAACUUCGAACCAACAAUCCUGCCGAGUACAUCAUAGCCGGAUGGGGUCAAACGGAUCAUUUGAUUGGUGAGAUAACUGAGACCCUACAGAAGGCAACGGUUCCAGCGGUUCCGGAUCGCGACGAGUGUCAGCGGGAGUUUGGAAAUUCCAGUCGAGUAAACAUCACCGAUGGACAUCUCUGCGCCGGAGAACGCGGUGGAGCGGAUACCUGCAACGGGGACAGUGGUGGCCCAUUGGGAUAUCCAGCUCAGUUGAACGGGAUUCGCUUCGUUCAGUACGGCAUAACUUCAUUUGGUCGUAUUUGUGGCAGAGGACCGUCAGUUUACACAAACAUUGCCAAGUAUAUCGAUUGGAUCGUGGCCAACAUGGAGCCAUGACAAAGCUCAAUAAAAAUUUAGAUCCGUUCAAAGUGCUGUUUCAAUCUAGUAGUCUGCCAGAAGUACCAUCCCGGGG
This is a messenger RNA of Culex quinquefasciatus (southern house mosquito), 1025 nucleotides long. Its product is annotated as serine protease grass. The record is from RefSeq and is a predicted model, not a curated record. Gene Ontology annotation, biological process: proteolysis. Gene Ontology annotation, molecular function: serine-type endopeptidase activity. NCBI's taxonomy places the organism in Eukaryota, Metazoa, Arthropoda, Insecta, Diptera, Culicidae. The transcript is spliced from 3 exons. The coding region runs from base 26 to 949 and encodes 307 amino acids.